This is a messenger RNA of Colias croceus (clouded yellow), 809 nucleotides long. It is a transcript of the gene Prosbeta1, whose product is annotated as proteasome subunit beta type-6. The transcript has 4 exons. Gene Ontology annotation, molecular function: threonine-type endopeptidase activity. Gene Ontology annotation, cellular component: proteasome core complex. Bases 108 to 782 code for a protein of 224 amino acids. The record is from RefSeq and is a predicted model, not a curated record. Lineage: Eukaryota; Metazoa; Arthropoda; Insecta; Lepidoptera; Pieridae.
CUAGGUUUGACAUUGACAAAUGACAAGCUUUAUUCGGCAUUUUGCUGUUGUCGUGACUUUCAAAAUUUGAGUUUCAAUUGAAUAAAAAUUGUUUAAAACUAUAAAAGAUGGCCACAUCCGUAGUCGACACUUACACAGACCCCAGCUUGAGCUGGAUGAACGCUCCUCACAGCACCGGUACAUCUAUCAUGGCUUGCGAGUUCGACGGAGGAGUGAUUAUCGGCGCUGACUCCCGUACUACUACUGGUGCCUACAUUGCCAACAGAGUCACCGACAAACUAACCAAAAUUACAGACCAUAUCUACUGCUGUCGCUCUGGAUCAGCUGCUGAUACACAAGCUAUUGCUGACAUUGUAACUUAUCACUUGAAUUUCCACAAGAUGGAACUGGGUGAGAUGCCCCUGGUGCAGACUGCCGCUGCUAUAUUCAGAGAGCUUUGCUACAACUACAGAGAUUCAUUAGUCGCUGGUAUCCUUGUAGCUGGAUGGGAUAAGAAGAAGGGAGGCCAAAUCUACUCCGUCCCCAUUGGAGGCAUGGUCCAACGACAAGCGGUGUCUAUCGGCGGGUCCGGCUCUACCUACGUCUAUGGUUACGUCGACGCGAACUUCAAGCCGAACAUGAGCAAGGAGGAAGCCGUGAAGUUCGUCACAAACACGCUAACACUUGCUAUGUUACGUGAUGGCUCGUCUGGUGGUGUCGUGCGUUUGGGAGUCAUUACGGAGGCUGGUGUGGAGCGAUCGGUCAUUCUGGGCGACCAGCUGCCUAAGUUCUAUGAGGGUUGAUGCAUGGAAUAAAUAAUUUUUAAUACA